Molecule: messenger RNA, 2379 nt
Organism: Rotaria sp. Silwood2
Lineage: Eukaryota; Metazoa; Rotifera; Eurotatoria; Philodinida; Philodinidae
Source: the annotation of a GenBank genome assembly
AUGCGAUAUUUCUCAUUACGUAAUGUCGUCACAUAUACUGGGUGGCCCAAAGUUUCUCUUGAUCAGCAACCAGUGAGUGAUGAUGUUCAUCAACAAAUCUUACGUUUACAACAAGACGAUCCUGACUCAAAUAUAUUUCGUACUCGAACUGUAAAUCAACCGCCAAUAUCAAUUGCUCCACCAAAACUAUCUGAACUUUCAUCACGAAGUGAUACUUAUCAUAUGAUACCAAUUGAACGAAUGGAACAAAUUCGACAAGAAACAGCACAUGUACUUGAUCUUGAUGUUGAUGGUCAACAGCAAUCAAAAAUAAAAAAAUUAUCUGGAAAAAAGAAAAAAUCAAAUAAAAAACGUCGACUAUCAGCACGUUUACGACGACGUACUGUAGCACUUGCACAAACUAUUACAAAUAAUGAUCAAGAAAUUUCUUCAGAAGAUGAUAUUGAUGAAGAAGGUAAUCAAGAUGAUGAUGACGAUGAUGAUGAUGAACCAUUUAUUAUUAAACAAUCAUCAGGUAUUAUUAAUGGAUUUGAUGUUAAAUCAACUAAUAAUAUUGUUGAUAUUACUAAUAAUAAAACUGAAAAUGAUGUUGAAGCAUUAUUUGGUGGUGCUGAUAAAGAUUAUCGAGGUACAGAUGAAACUAGCCAACAAUCAACAGCAAACUCAAAUAGUCUUGAUGCUGAUAGUAUAUUUGAAAUAAAUUCAAAAUGUCUUCGACUUGCUGAACAAAAAUAUAAAUCAAAAGAAUUAUCAUCUGAAGAGUAUCAAGCAACAUUGAAAUUAUUACAAAAUAUACUUGAAAGUGAAGUUAAACGGCUUACUGUGCAACAAACUAACAAUGCAACUCUAUUAAAUGAUACCAAUCACCAUUCACUAGCAACUCAGGCAAACUUUCUACCAGCAACUACAAGUACAACUCCAACUCAUCCAUUUCAACAACAACUUCUUCAAUUUGCUCAACAACAUGCACCACAAAUGCCAACAACAACAUCACAACAACAAUCUUCCUUAUCAACAUUUUCAAAUUCAUCAUUUCCAUUUCCAGGUUUUGGUAAUGAUGCAUAUCGUCAUGUAAUGCAAAUUUUAGCAACAGUUGGUGCACCAUCAUCUUAUACAUCGAAUUAUAAUUUUCUACCAUAUCUUCCACCAUUACCACCUGCUCCACCAUCAUUUACACUUGUUCAAAAUACAUUUAAAUCUCAAACACAACAACAAUCAUCAACAUCAUCAGAUCAACAAAAUUUUUCAGCACGUCAAAGUCCACCAUUGAAACGAUCACAUGAUGAAAAUAAUAAUAAUAAUAAUCUUUAUUCCGAUGAAGAUAAUAAACGACCACGUUAUGAUCCCGUUACGGGUCGUGCAACACGUCCACGUAAUUUUGAUGAAGAAAAUGUAGCUCCUGUGCCAUCACUUAUUGAUGCUAACGUUAAUAUGUUAAAAAAAAAAUAUGUUGGUAUUGUUCAACAAUUAUAUGUUGGAAAAUUUCAAUGUCGUUUAUGUGGUCUUCGUUUUACUGCUAAACAAAAACAUCAUUAUACACAUCAUCUUGAUUGGCAUUAUUUAGAAAAUAAACAAGAAAAAGAUUUAGGUACAACAGCAUCAUCAUUAUUAUUACAACGAAGUCGAAAUUGGUAUUCAUCUGUACAAGAAUGGACAAUUUAUGAAGAAAAUAUUGAAGAACAAAUACGAACUGGAAAAAUCAUAUCAACACAAUUAAGACCAAUUAAAGAUAAUCAUCAAUUAAUACAAGGAGAAAAUAUUUUAUCAUCAUCAGGUGUUAUUUCUUGUCCAGCUAUUGGCAAUGGUGAUAAUGAUGAUGAUCGUUGUUAUGUUUGUCAUGAUCCAUUUGAAAACUUUUUUGAUGAUAAUCGAGAAGAAUGGCAUUUGAAAGAUGCUAUUCGAAUUGACGGAAAAACUUAUCAUCCAAUUUGUUAUCAAGAUGUUAGAUAUGAGACAACGAAUGAACAAGUACCAGUGACUGAUUUGUCUUCUGGCGAUACUAUAUCAGCAUCGUCAAAACUCACCAUGGAUGGAACCAGUAAUAUUUCAUCCGAUAUACCAACUAUUGAUCCUACAACGACUAUAAAAACCGAUAAUAAUGAUACUAUAGUUGAAGGUACAUCGUCAUUAGAUGAUUCAACACAACCAAAUUAUGUUGCGCCUAUAUCAUUUUUUGAUCUUGUUGGAACAAUAUUUGUAAAAAAAGAAGAUAUUAAACCAGUUGAAAAUGUUGAACAACUACCGACCAAUACAAAUGAAGAGUCAAUGAAUACAGAGGAUGUUUCUGAAGAUAUUCCAUUCUUAUCUGUUAAACAUGAACCUGAAUCUGAAACUCUAAUUAACAAUACUUCAGAAGAAAUAGGAACGACAUUGGAUUAA